UGUCAAACUGGAAGAGAAGUAAAAUUCAACAAAAACUUACUAUGUGUGAAGUUCUUUCUUAAAAAGAAGAAAAAAGUGAUUACUGGAUUAUGGAUCGGAGCAAGCGGAAUUCAAUUGCAGGAUUUCCUCCCCGAGUGGAGCGUCUUGAAGAGUUUGAAGGAGGUGGCGGAGGGGAUGGGAACACAAUCCAGGUGGGAAGAGUUUGGCCAUCUUCAUAUCGAGCUCUUAUAAGUGCCUUUUCCAGACUGACACGUUUGGAUGACUUUGCCUGUGAAAAAAUAGGGUCUGGCUUCUUCUCUGAAGUGUUCAAGGUGCGCCAUCGAGCUUCUGGUCAGGUGAUGGCUCUUAAGAUGAACACAUUGAGCAGUAACCGGGCGAACAUGUUGAAAGAAGUGCAGCUCAUGAACAGACUCUCGCACCCCAACAUCCUUAGGUUCAUGGGCGUUUGUGUACAUCAAGGACAGCUGCAUGCGCUUACAGAGUAUAUCAACUCUGGGAACCUGGAACAGUUGCUGGACAGCGACCUGCACUUACCCUGGACUGUGAGGGUGAAACUGGCCUAUGACAUAGCAGUGGGCCUCAGCUACCUUCACUUCAAAGGCAUUUUCCACCGAGACCUCACCUCAAAGAACUGCCUGAUAAAGAAAGAUGAGAAUGGUUACUCUGCAGUGGUGGCUGACUUUGGCCUGGCUGAGAAGAUCCCUGAUGUGAGCAUGGGGAGUGAGAAGCUGGCUGUGGUGGGCUCACCCUUCUGGAUGGCGCCGGAGGUUCUCCGAGAUGAGCCUUACAACGAGAAGGCAGACGUGUUCUCUUACGGUAUCAUCCUCUGCGAGAUCAUCGCCCGCAUCCAGGCCGACCCAGACUAUCUUCCCCGCACAGAGAAUUUCGGGCUGGACUAUGACGCUUUCCAGCACAUGGUGGGAGACUGUCCCCCAGACUUUCUGCAGCUCACCUUCAACUGCUGUAAUAUGGACCCCAAACUGCGCCCAUCUUUUGUGGAGAUUGGGAAGACCCUGGAGGAAAUUAUGAGCCACCUACAGGAUGAAGAGUUAGAGAAAGACAGGAAGCUGCAGACUACUACUAAAGGUCUCUUGGAGAAAGUGCCUGGUGGGAAGAGACUGAGCUCACUGGAUGACAAGAUUCCCCACAAGUCACCUCGUCCGAGACGUACUAUCUGGCUGUCUCGAAGCCAGUCAGAUAUCUUCUCUCGUAAGGCCCCACGGACAGUGAGUGUCUUGGACCCUUACUACCGACCACAACAAGAUGGUGCUACCCGCACCCCCAAAGUCAACCCUUUUAGUGCCCGGCAGGACCUCAAGGGUGGCAAGAUCAAGUUCUUUGACCUUCCUAGUAAGUCUGUCAUCUCCCUAGUAUUUGACCUGAAUGCACCAGGGCCUGGAACUGUGACUGCAGCUGACUGGCAGGAGCCCCUGGCCCCACCUGCUCGCCGAUGGCGUUCUUUGCCUGGCUCACCUGAGUUCAUGCGUCAAAAAGUCUGUCCGUUCAUGAGCUGUGAAGAAGCACUAUCAGAUGGGCCUCCACCACGCCUCAGCAGUCUCAAGUACAGAGUGAGAGAGAUCCCGCCAUUCCAAGCAUCCACCCUGCGAGCCCACGAGGCCAUGGACUGCUGCAAUUCCCAGGAGGAAAACGGUUUGGGGCCCAGGCUUCAGGGAACCAGCCCAUGUUAUGGAGGUGGCUCUGAGGAGAUGGAGGUGGAAGAAGAAAGGCCAAGAGGCUUGGCUCCAGUCUCUUUCUUUAUCUCAGACAUGGGCCUACAAACCCAGGAAGAGCAAGAUGGAUGAGGUUAGUCCCUGCCUCACCUUGGGGUUGAACCUUUAGCUAGUCAUAGAGGCCCCCUUGGUGCACAGCCUUAACUCUCCCCUGGAGCCCAUAGU
Messenger RNA from Fukomys damarensis (Damara mole-rat), 1895 nucleotides. It is a transcript of the gene Tesk2, whose product is annotated as testis associated actin remodelling kinase 2. Gene Ontology annotation, cellular component: cytoplasm; nucleus. The record is from RefSeq and is a predicted model, not a curated record. Lineage: Eukaryota; Metazoa; Chordata; Mammalia; Rodentia; Bathyergidae. Bases 90 to 1802 code for a protein of 570 amino acids. Gene Ontology annotation, biological process: protein phosphorylation; actin cytoskeleton organization. Gene Ontology annotation, molecular function: ATP binding; protein serine/threonine kinase activity. The transcript has 10 exons.